Molecule: messenger RNA, 1288 nt
Organism: Vitis riparia (riverbank grape)
Lineage: Eukaryota; Viridiplantae; Streptophyta; Magnoliopsida; Vitales; Vitaceae
Product: transcription termination factor MTERF15, mitochondrial-like
Exons: 3
Coding region: 49-1248 (399 amino acids)
Biological process (GO): chloroplast organization; regulation of DNA-templated transcription
Cellular component (GO): chloroplast
Molecular function (GO): double-stranded DNA binding
Source: RefSeq, a predicted model, not a curated record
AGCUAGGGUCCAGGCUUCUUUGACAUGGACUAGGGUUUGGGUAUUACGAUGAGGAUGAUGGCCGGCUGCCUACGCAAAGCCCUUGUGCUCCAGGUGAGGUUUACUCUCUCAGCUUCACCAACCCGACAAAGCCUGCGUUUUCUUCUCCACCACCUCUACCCAUUCUCAUCCAUUUCCACUUCUGGGAAAUCACAGUCUUUCACUGUGUCUUACCUCAUUGACUCAUGUGGCCUCUCUCAUAAAGAUGCUCUGUCAGCUUCCAAAUUCUUCUCCUUUGAAACCCCCGAUAAACCCAAUUCGGUCCUUGCCUUCUUCAACAGGCAUGGCUUCUCGAAAUCCCAAAUCUCAAAAAUCGUCAAAUCACUACCUCGACUACUCGCAUCCGAUCCCGACAAAACCCUUUUGCCCAAACUCCAAUUUUUCUACUCCAAAGGCGCUUCCAGGCCUGACGUUACCAAAAUCGUAGUCUCUACCCCAGGCAUCUUGUAUCGAAGCUUGGAAAAUCAAAUCAUCCCAUCUUUUAAUUUCUUCAAAGAUUUUCUUCAAUCCGACGAGAUGGCAGUUACUGUUAUUAAACGCUUUUCCCGGAUUCUACUAUUUGAUCUUCACACCUAUGUGGCAUCUAAUAUCAAUGCGUUGCAAGAAUUUGGAGUACCCAAAUCAAAUAUUGCAGGAUUGCUAAUGAAUCGGCCUAUGUUCAUGGCAUUCAUGGUGAGGCCAAAUCCGUUUAGGGAGAAUUUGGAGGAAGUAAAGAAAAUGGGGUUUAAUCCUUCACAAAUGAAGUUCGUUAUAGCAAUCCAUGCAAUGAGAGCGAUGGGAAAAUCAACCUGGGAAAGGAAGAUUGAUGUAUAUAAGAGGUGGGGUUGGUCUGAGGAAGAGAUUCGGUUAGCCUUCAUAAAGCUUCCCCGGUGUAUGACACAUUCCGAGGAUAAAAUAAUGGCAACAAUGGAUUUCUUCGUCAACAAAAUGGGGAGGGAGUCUUCUUUGAUUGCUCGCCGGCCCCUUCUUAUCUCGCUUAGCUUGGAGAAGAGAAUUAUGCCUCGGUAUUCAGUCAUUCAAGUUUUGUUGUCAAAGGGUCUGAUUGAGAACGACACUAGCCUGGUAGUUCUCUUCGAGUCUACUGAAAAGAUGUUUCUGCGGAAGUUUGUGAAUGGUUACAAGAAGGAAGCUCCUCAGUUAAUGAAACUGUAUCAGGAAAAAAAUCAACCUUUCAAAAAAGCAAGACUGUCUCCAGGAGGGAAGUGGUGAUUGUUGAAUGUCCAGAUUAUCAAUCCAAAUUUUUCUCCUC